CUCACUCCGCUUCUGACAGCCGUCGACCACCAACCCUUUCCUUCACCGUCUCUAUUUCUCCACUCUUAACCAUCAUUGACGAUCAACAUCCCGCCAUUCCAAUAAAUAAGAAGAGAUAGGGCUGCAAAACACCUUUGUGAAGGGGGUCACCUCUCGCCCGCCAUGUUUGCCCGGAGUAACUCGAGCGAGCGUGCUUCGCCCAAAAAGGCCACUCCGCCGUCGCCUUCUUAUAUGAGCAGCGAGCAAUUUGCCGCAUAUCUUAAAGAUCUACGCGCCAGUCGACUUAACAGGCCUGGUGGUGCACGUCCACUGCCCGCUUCGAAACGCGAUACUUCUUGUACUACUGCUGCCAGUCCCUCGCCUAGCAGCCGGUCAUCUUUCACACAAGCCCCUCGCCUCUCCGAGACCGCCUCCUCUCCCAUCCAAAAUGGCACUUCAGAAGCGAACAAUGCAUCCAGCCCAACCGAGCUGUCCCCUGGCCGCAGCUCCGUGACCGCCAGCGUUGGCUCCAAGUACUCAAACGUGACCCGAGGUAGAGAUUACUACCCAGACCGUCCAGCCCGGCUCUUGAAACCAUCAGAGGUGGUACCUUCUGCUACCUAUAUCGAACGCGGUCAGAGAUGGAUGGAAAAGGAGGAGGCUGUUUCUUUGCGCAAGGCUAUGGAGGACAUGGAUCUAAAGGGACACAGCAAGAACGCCAGUGGUGGCCCGCUGAUUAGGCCGGAUGUCGGCCCCGGCUCUGGGAACGAUGAGGCUCCGGAGCAAACCGAGGAGGAAAGGCGUCUCUACGAAGCCGCGCUGGCCGAGGCAGCUGAGUUAGUAUGGCAACACGAAAACCCCGGGAAAGAGAGACCGCCCGAGCCAGGCACCCCAUAUCGGUAUAAGCCUCACUUGCGCAAAGACAGCUACGCCCAUGCCCGCACAGCCAGCGUCAAAUACGGCAGCGAUGUGGCCCCCACUGGUCUAGCCAGAGAUACGAGCACGUACUCAAUGUCGGGAAGCUCGACGGAUGGCGAAGAAGGACAAGGGUCAAGUCGAAGCCCAGUAUCGCCAGCUUCAGCUCGCCCGCUGUCUUUCAGGCUGCCGGAGACACCUAGGGCGAGCCGUGAGCGUGUGCGAGAUGGCUCCCCAGAAUCGGGUAACUCCAAGUCGUACAGCACCUUUUCAGGUAGUAGCGGUUACCUACGGAGUGGUUCGAAGAAGGACAUAUUUGGUGAGCCCCAGAAGCCGUUCCCAGGUGACAAGAUUUCGGAGGAAUCAGAAGCGCGGUCAUCUUCUUCUAGCCUGGAUAACUUUGCACAAAUCAGAACUCCUGAGCAACUGGGAGCGAAACCCAAGAACCCCCUGAAUCGCGUACAGUUUGCCCCUGAAACGUCCCCGGCAGCGGAUGGCGUUGCCUCGUCCCCUCCCAAAGACGGAUCUAGGUACGAAAAGUAUGAGAUUCACCGUAAUCCCGUCACCCAAUCCCGCAACCCUCAGUACACCACCAACGUACGCCCCGCUUUGCCUUGGGAAAGAAAGAAACCGGUGCAGGAAGAGGUUCCUCGAAAGCACGGCAUGGAAAUCCGCAGCGAUGAGAUACGGCAAGCCACAAGCAUGAAGCUGAAAGACCGCAGCGUCAAGCUACCUACGCCGUCUGCCGUCAGUGACAAUCCCGGUCGACCCAUCGUAAGCUUUGACAGACAAUGGAAAGCUCCUGAUGAGGCUGCUGAUGACACGCCAGAAGGACCGUCGAGAUUCGGCAAGAGUGACGACCGCUCGACGCCGCUCGUCCCUGGACGUUUCCGCAGCCAGCAGUCGCAGCAACCCCAAGAAGAGCCGCAGCAAUCGCAACACCACCAACAACAACAGCAGCAGCGAGCACUCCCACAGCAACCCCAGCGACCACGACAGCAGCCGGGCUCGACGCCGAACGUCCCUGUUAUCCCUGUUUCGAAUGGUUUUUCAACCCCACCGUCGUCUUCGUCGCCAACAAGACGCCCACUCCCAGUCCCAACCCCACCCGGUAUUCAAAUAAAUGCACCGCCACCUUCAUCUUCUAUCCCCUCAAUAUCUGUUCCCUCCAUCGCUGUCUCGGAGUCAGCUUCAUCAUCACGAUCUAACAUCCCUCAGAUUGUCCUCCCAGGCGGAUCUCACGAUGAUGGACCUAGCAUUCCAGUAAUCGUGACGCCAGACGAUAAAUCCAGCACCUCCAACAGCAGCAGCUCUCGACGCCCGCUCCCCACCCCGGGAGCCGUAGGUCGACAUAUGCCAGCUCGGCCACGCAGCCACUGGUCGCCGGCGCCCAAACCAGCAGGCAGCCGCGCCACGGCUCGCUGCCACGAGUGCGGCGACUUCAUUGAAGGCCGCUUCGUCUCGCUGGCCGGGAUGACGGAGCGCUUCCAUCCGCAGUGCUUCACAUGCUACUCAUGCGGCACGUCGCUCGAGGCGCUCGAGAUCUCUCCAGAACCGGAUGAGCACCGGGCGGCGCGGCUCGAGCGCAUCGCCCGGCGGACCGCAGGCGAACAUCUCCCCGAAACGCCGGGCCAGACCAUGGCCGAGGACGGUGACGCGCGUCUCCGGUUCUACUGCCACUUGGACUGGCACGAACUGUUCGCGCCGCGGUGCAAGCACUGCACGACGCCCAUUAUGGGCGAGCACGUGGUGGCGCUGGGCCACCACUGGCACUUUGGCCACUUCUUCUGCGCCGAGUGCGGGGACCCAUUUGAGCGCGGCAUGACGCAUAUCGAAAAGGACGGUUAUGCGUGGUGCGUGUCGUGCCAGACAAAGCGCACCGAGCGCAGGGCGCCCAAAUGUCGCAAGUGCCGGAAGGCCGUCAUCGGACAGUACAUUAGGGCGCUUGGCGGCGAGUGGCACGAUGAGUGUUUCCGCUGUGCCGACUGCGGCGGCGGGUUCGAUGAUGGACAGAUAUUCCCUAGGGAAGGGAGGGCCGGCACGGUGCCGGGUGAGAUGGUUGUUCUUUGUACUGGAUGCAUGGAGAGGGAGUUAAAAGCAUAGGCAUACGGAAGUGGAUGGGUUCUUCCACUUUUCCCAAUGACGGACACAAAGAAGAGUCCAGGACAGAGUAUAGGGAUAUAGGGGCAAAGGUCAAAGCAUUGU
Molecule: messenger RNA, 3099 nt
Organism: Neurospora hispaniola
Lineage: Eukaryota; Fungi; Ascomycota; Sordariomycetes; Sordariales; Sordariaceae
Exons: 2
Coding region: 163-2997 (944 amino acids)
Cellular component (GO): nucleus; Z disc
Molecular function (GO): transcription coregulator activity
Source: RefSeq, a predicted model, not a curated record